Molecule: messenger RNA, 792 nt
Organism: Malassezia pachydermatis
Lineage: Eukaryota; Fungi; Basidiomycota; Malasseziomycetes; Malasseziales; Malasseziaceae
Exons: 4
Coding region: 1-792 (263 amino acids)
Source: RefSeq, a predicted model, not a curated record
AUGAACAAGACGCCACCUAAGUCUGCUCUUAAGCGACGACAAUCUCAUAUGCUGCCACCACCUGACCAAUACCAACAUUCCGAUCCUCUACUUCGUCGUCUCCGCUUGAUUGAUGGGCAUGGAAAGCCUGUAAACCUCAAGAAGGCAUUUCGAGAUACCAAGAUUGUUAUUUUCUAUUUUGGUAGCCAGUGGAAUGCCCGUGAAACAAAGGGAUGUCAAAAGUAUGUGACAUCUAUUUGCCGGAAAUACCCUCAUGAAGUGAAAACUGUGUACAUUAGUGUCGACGUCGAGGCACAGAACUUUGAAUUGGCUACGCGCAAUAAGCCAUGGUUUGCCAUGGUAUGGAACGAUGGCUCUUCCGAUGACCCUUCGCUGGAAAGCGAAAGCUCUUCGUCGACUGAGUCGUUCCUUUUAGCAGGUGAUACGGAUUUGGACAAGUCUGUGGUGCAGGAAGACACUGCAGGCACUUCGUACGUGCGUCCUUUCAGUCGCGUGUAUAUGGCCGACAAAUUCGAUGUCCUGAUGACGCCCACACUAGUCGUAUACCAUGUGCCGACGCAGCGUGUUCUCGAUAAACAUGUUCGUCUCUCACGCCUGCGAUCUUCUCGCGUUGAAGACACGAUGUCCGUUUGGCUCGAUGGCCGAGUUUCGCCGUCGAUGAAUGUGGUCGACAUGCUCUAUAUUGCUCCAUGGACAGUGGUGUUUGGCUUUAUUGCCCUUUUGUAUCUACUGCUUCUUGUCAUUGGCGGCGAUAAGUACAAUCUACAACGCAUCCUGGCUUCAUGGAACUAG